Messenger RNA from Physeter macrocephalus (sperm whale), 891 nucleotides. Its product is annotated as actin-related protein 2/3 complex subunit 2. The record is from RefSeq and is a predicted model, not a curated record. Gene Ontology annotation, biological process: Arp2/3 complex-mediated actin nucleation; actin filament polymerization. Gene Ontology annotation, cellular component: actin cytoskeleton; Arp2/3 protein complex. The transcript is spliced from 5 exons. The annotation marks the transcript as partial. Gene Ontology annotation, molecular function: structural constituent of cytoskeleton; actin filament binding. Lineage: Eukaryota; Metazoa; Chordata; Mammalia; Artiodactyla; Physeteridae.
CUCAGGUAUGUUGAGUCUAAAAAGGACAGAGUCACAGUAGUCUUCAGCACAGUGUUUAAGGAUGACGACGAUGUGGUCAUUGGAAAGGUGUUCAUGCAGGAGUUCAAAGAAGGACGCAGAGCCAGCCACACAGCCCCACAGGUCCUCUUUAGCCACAGGGAACCUCCUCUGGAGCUGAAAGACACCGAUGCCGCUGUGGGCGACAACAUCGGCUACAUUACCUUCGUGCUGUUCCCUCGCCACACCAACGCCAGUGCUCGAGACAACACCAUCAACCUGAUCCACACGUUCCGGGACUACCUGCACUACCACAUCAAGUGCUCAAAGGCCUAUAUUCACACACGUAUGCGGGCAAAAACAUCUGACUUCCUCAAGGUGCUGAACCGUGCACGCCCAGAUGCUGAGAAAAAAGAAAUGAAAACAAUCACGGGGAAGACGUUUUCAUCCCGCUAACUCUUGGGAACGGGAAGAGGAAGCGGCUGGCAACUGAAGGCUGGAACACUUGCUACUGGAUAAUCGUAGCUUUUAAUGUUGCACCUCUUCAGGUUCUUAAGGGAUUCUCCGUUUUGGUUCCAUUUUGUACACGUUUGGAAAAUAAUCUGCAAAAACGAGCUGUGCUUGCAAGGACUUCAUGGUUCCCAAGAAUUAAAAAAAAAAAGGAAAAAAAAGAAUUCCACUUGAUCAACUUAAUUCCUUUUCUUUAUCUUCCCUCCCUCACUCCCGUUCCCCUCCCCCUCUUUUCCAAGCUGUUUUGCUUUGCAGUAUGUUACUGGUAAUGAGUUGCAGGAUAAUGCAGUCUUAACUUGUUUUCUCCUAAGUAUUUGAGUUCAGAACUCCUGUAUCUAAAGAAACACGGUUGGGGUCAUUAAUAAAGAAAGUCUUUCUAUCUUA